GUACACUUGUUGCCGUGGUGACGUCUAACAAGACUCAUGUAGGCUACGUGUAGGGAAGGGUUUUGAGAAAUAAUGUUUGUUUACCGUUUCAAUAUAGGCCUACUUUUCACGUAAUGAAAGACAAUAUGUGCUCAAGUAGCUAGUGUUUCACUUGCUUCAAUAAACGGUGGGAAUACAGAGAGCUGAAACUGUCCAUUUGCUGAAAUUUGAACAGAAAGAGGCUUGUCAAAAUGUUUAAAAAUGAGUAUCAGGGAGGACCCUCAGUGGAGGUCUUCAGUGCACAAGGGAAAGAUCCUGUGGCCAAAUGGAAGCUGUGUGGUGGCUCAUCAGGAAUCAGUAAAGAGUUUGAUAAGGCGCUGAAGGGAUUUGUCUACAGCUUGGAGGGGAGCAGCCAGACAAACAGGAUGCAGAUACCACGGGAUAGCAAAACGGCCCUUGGACUGGUUCAGAAGUGCUUAGUCCUUCAAGUGAAAGUCCCUUUUGGUAAAGAUUUCUCCACAGAACUUCUGAUUACCGAUACAGAUCAUUUGAAGAGGAGACUGUACCUGUCAACGGUUAACAAAGAAGUUUCAGCUACCCCCCUUCAUGCCCGAAUUCCUUUUACGAGUCUUCCUCGCGAUGUGUGGUGCAGCAUGUACAUCGACGUGGAGUCGCUCACGCGAGGCCUGUUCAAAGGAGCGGCGUUCCUGUACCUGGACGCCAUCAGCAUAUCCGCCUCGUGCAAGGUCCGGCGGAUCUUCACUGUGAAAGCUGAGCCCUUGGAUGCGGACACAGGCAGCCACAUCUCCAUCCAUGCCCCACCCCCAGAGGAGGUCCCCCGAGGUUGCCAGUUUCCAGCUGAGAUCCAGCACGUCACCCAAAUCAUCAACACCAACACCCUCAUCACCACCGACACCAGGGCCGCACCCCUUAAAACAGACACCGCCGAUGUGAUGGAGAGGGCUGCCGUGCCGCCAAGAAAAGGGAGCCGCAUGGUGGUUGGGGCUGGGAAUCGAUCCAAAUUUCCUGGAUCGAUUCGAUUCCGAUCCAGAAGGUCACGAUCCAAUUCGAUCCACGAUCCGAUUCGAUUCGAUUCAAUAUCGAUCUUCUGUAUUGCUGGGUUGUCCCUUUUACUGUAUUGGCAGCCCAAGUCCGGUGCUCCAUCCAGCGUCAGGGCCAGCAGUUCCCGUAGCAACAGCAGCAGCAUCAGCAGCAUCAGCAUCAUCAGCACCACUAGCACCUCCAGCUCCCGGGGCCCAGACUCCUCACACGUGGCCUUUGGCUCCAGGAUAGCUGGCCCACGACCGCCUCCGCCCACAGGGAAGAAAAGUGUCCCAGUGCCUCCCCCUCCUCCUCCUCCUCCUCCUCCUCCUCCUCUCAGACGUAAUGACAAGGAGGCGCAGGACAGGGAGAACAGCAGCGGCCUCUCAGGUAACCUUCCCAAGCAGGAGGCCGUAAGCAACUGCCGGUGUUCUCAAGUCUCGGAGCCACAGUAUCUUUGCAUCUUUGACCGAGACAGCAAGUCUCCUGUCUCCUGUCCCCUGCGACUCCACCCUCACAGCCCACCAGGCAGGUCCAGGAAGUUGCAGCCGCGUCCUCCCCCGGCUGCUGACAGGACAGCAGCGUCUGGAAGCCACCCGGCAGCCAGGAGACCUCAGGUGCGCAGCGCGGAGAGGACAGCAGCGUCUGAAGGCCACCAGUCAGCCAGGAGACCUCAGGUGCGCAGCGCGGAGAGGGAGAGGCCUGGACCAGCAGGUAGAGGAAUUGCAGCUCAGCCACAGAAAGAGGAGCGGGAGCCAUGCCAGGCCUCUGCUGCUCUUCAUGCCAAACAGCCCUGGUUUGCCGUUGCCGUGGCCGUUGCCGACGGAACAGCAGAUGCUUCAGAAGACGAGGUGGCAUCUCAGUGCUCGCUGGACGACGGUUGUCUGGACGCCACUGCCACUGCCGCCGCUGACCAAGAAACCGGACAGCAGCUCGAUGAGCAUCAGCAGCCGCCGCUCGCCCCACUGCUCGCCCCACUGCUCGCCCCGCCGUCGACGCCUGUCCCCCACGGCACGUCGCUGCUGGCGCCUCUCACGGCCCCAUCAGCUCCAGGGGAGGGGGGUGACAGUGACGAGAGUGACAACGAACAACUGCCUCAUGUCCGGGAAGAGGACGAGGAAGAGGAGGACGAGGAGGAGGAGGAGGAGGAAGAGGAGGAGGUGUUUACUUUCUCGUCACGGCCACACUCUGCCAGGCGGGUGCAGGGCGUCAGCAGCAGCAUGCAGGAGAUGACCUUUGACCUCAGCAAGCCACGCCACCAGGAGGACGGACACAGAGGAGGAGGAGGAGGAGGAGGAGGAGGAGGAGGAGGAGGAGGAGGCGGCGGCCUACGCAGGGAAGUGCUACCCGAGGACGACUUUAUUGGCAGCGAGAGUGAGGAGGAAGACGUGUACUCCAAGUUCCUUCUUCAGAGGCGUUCUGUGCAUUCCAGUCCCGCCCCUCCUCAUCACUCGCCACGCCUGUCCUGUUCAGGGUCAGGGUCAAGGUCAGGAUCGAGCGCCAGCUCCGGCGGCAGGCCUCCCAGUGAAGGCAGCGGCGGCAGGCCUCCCAGUGAAGGCAGCGGCGGCAGGUUGUCCAGCGAACCCAACCAGAAGAGCCCCAGAUCUGCAGCGGUGGAGGAGGCAACAGAGGCACCAAUAAGCAUCGCCACCUAUGCCAGUUCCAAGGGAGCCAAGCCCAGCUCUAUUGCCACAACCAGGGACUCAGGAUCGGGCUCCCGUCCAGGCUCGGGGUCAGAGACAGGCUCCAGCCGUAGCACAGACAAGGGACCAGGUGUCACCACCACUGAGGGCCCAAGGAGAGCAGAGACCAGCAUUGUUUCCCUGACCAGGGUCCCAGUGUUGGGGUCCCGUCCAGGCUCAGGGUCAGAGACAGGCUCCAGCCGUAGCAGGAGCCAGGGGCCAGGUUUCACCACCACUGAGGGCUCAAGGAGAGCAGAGACCAGCUCUAUUGCCCUGACAAGGGUGCCAGGGUCGGGCUCCCAUCCAGGCUCGGGAUCAGAGUCAGGCGGUCCUUCAAGCAGGCCUUCAAGUGCACCCAGCCCCAGCUGGACGAGUCUAACCACCACAGCAGUAGGCCCACCAGCUCAGGCACCACCAGGCAUCACCGUCACAGAAGGCUCCAGGAGGGUGGAGCACUCCAGCAGUGUCGCCCCAAGCCGCUGCCUGUCGCCCUCCACCCUGUCGCCCUCUGCCCUGUCGCCCUCUGCCCUGUUGCCCUCUGCCCUGUUGCCCCCUGCCCGUGUCUCCAGCAGUGUUGCCCCAACCCGCUGCCUGUCACCCUCUGCCCGUGUCUCCAGGCUGGGUAUCAGACAGGAGCGGCCUAGUGGACCCGACGGGGACUGGAGGAGGACAUCACUGAGCAAGAGGUCACUGAGGGAGAUCGCUCCAGAGGAACUGAGGUUUCAGAUGGAGGACCGAGGACAGACAGCUGUGCCCACGUCAGGCGCUGGUGACCUGCUGCACCCUCCUCCUGUUAAAGACGAGGAGGUAAAGGAGCACCAGGAGGAGCAGGAGGAGGAGGAGGAGGAGGAGCUGCGUAUGCUGGCCAGCCUGUGUCGCGAGCAGAGGGAGGAGGAGGCGGAGGAGGAGGAGGAGGAAGGCGAGGAGGGCGGCGGGGCUCACGGCCUGAGCGCAUCCCAGCGGCGCCGCUGCCACGUCAGCCUCAGCCUCAGCAGCGAUGACACCAGCACCUGGACACAGAUAUACACACUGCCAGAUCAGCAGGGCCAGCACUAUCAGACGGAGAUGAACCCCUUGAGGCACUCCAAUCCCCGGGAAUGGAUGGAUGUGCUCAGCCCUCCCAUUAUCCCCCCCAGCCAGCAGAGGUCAAAGGGCAGAGAUGACCUCAGCAAGGUCGCCGCUGAAGCCAUUCAAGAUCCCCAAUGCAGUGGUGAAGAGUUUCUGAAUUUACUGUAUGAUUCAAGCCUGAACUGCUACUUCGACCCCGAGUCUGGAAAAUACUAUGAACUGGCGUAACUGUGGGCCUACAGUUGAUCAUCUGUUUGUUUAUAUACCUGGCUGGCUAUAAUAUGUAAAAUGUGUGUAUUUCUUUACAAAUUAUUGCCAUAUAGUGAUGGCAAUAAAAUCACAAGGAAAUGUUUGUAUUCCAUGUACUCCAAAAAGGAAAAUGUAGGCUACGUGUUUUAUUGAGCAAAAUAUUGAUCAAGUUGAUGCUGGAAUAAAAGAGUGAUUGUGGAA
Messenger RNA from Engraulis encrasicolus (European anchovy), 4220 nucleotides. RefSeq names its product CFAP20 domain containing (gene cfap20dc). The transcript is spliced from 22 exons. Lineage: Eukaryota; Metazoa; Chordata; Actinopteri; Clupeiformes; Engraulidae. The coding region runs from base 231 to 3998 and encodes 1255 amino acids. The record is from RefSeq and is a predicted model, not a curated record.